AUGGAGCAAGAGAGAUGGAGGGAAUCAGAGAACAGGAGAGGGAAAGAGAAACCAAGAAAGAGACUACAUAUAGUAGAGAAGAGAGAUGGAGAGAAAGAUGGAGAGGCCUGUGGGUGCAGUGUAAAGGUCAGUGUGUAUGUGACCGUGUUAAGAACUGGUGGGAGGCUGAGGAUAAUUAUAAAGUGUCUGAGCUCACCACACUCCUCCACACACUCAUGGGAAGACUGCCUGUCCAUCAAACACGAGAGGGUCCAUGGGGCCGAGUACAUACACACACACACACACACACACACACACACUCAAAAAACGGGGCCGAGUAUACACACACACGGACAAACAUGCACAUACAAUACACAGCAGAUGCAUGCACACACAUAAAUUGCAACCCUAAUCCCUCGCCUUCUCACUAAAGCAAUUCCACCCUCAUUUGCAAUAUCCAGCAGCUCAUAUUCCCACACUUGAUGCGUUUGUUAUAUUGCAGAGAAAUAUCCUGUCUAUUUUCCUAUUCUUUCUAUUUAGAAUUCUCAAUCAGUCUCAUAAUUCAAAGUAUCUUUGAGCUGAACUUCCCAACUGGAGUAUUAAAAGCCUAUUAAUGAAUAGUGCUGAAACGGUUGUUUCUGGGAGGCGUGUGUGUGUGUGUGUGUGUGUGUGUGUGUGUGUGUGUGUGUUGUGAGUGUGGCCUUGCCUGCCCCUGCAGUAUUAUUUCACAGGACUUGCUAAGCAUUUAUGAGCUAAUUAAGGUUGCAGAGCUGGUGAGCUGGUGAUAAGGCCCUUCUCUGGCCCCAUUAUUAAUGUUCCACGCUCCACUGGGGCUCCAGAGGGGCCCCAGACCUGCAAGCUGCCUAAUUGGAAGCACUGGAUCUGUUUGGGGAGAAUUCUGAUGACUUUCUGAACAAAGUGUGUGUGUAUCUGUGUGAAUUUGUGUGUGUGCGUGUUUGUGCUUGUUUGUGUCUACUUGGGGUGUGUGUGCUACAUGUGGGUGUGUUUGUGCGUGGGUGCAUUUGGCAAUUUGCGUUUGGUAAGCAUGUAGCCCAGCUCUGCUCUGACCCACAUUUCAGAGUGAGCCCCAUUAUUCGGUCUCUUAAAGUAUGUUUCACUUGGGAAAAACACAGCACAGAGCUCCAGACCACCCCUGGGAAUUCCCACAGCCUCCAGAACAUAAAAUAAGAGCUGCCAAUAUCAUGAUUAUAAAUGUUCCUAAUGUUGUAUUGCAAAUUUCAUUUUGUCAUGGUUUGUUUUCUUUCAAACUUCCACCUCAGCCAGCACCCCCACUAAGAAAUGUGAGGUGUCAUGAAGCUGUGAAAUACUUUACCACAGGUCCAAGGUAGAGGCUACUGUUUGCUCAGGGUCAAUGUUAAUGUGAGUGGUGAAAGUUUCCUUUUCCUUUCCCCCAUCUCUGACCCCAUGAAGACUGUAGCCACGACUCCCCCCUCCCCCCAGACCUAGAGCCCAGACCCUGUGGUGUCUGUCUGUGGCUGCCUCAUAAAACAGCACAUAAAGAGAGCCCCUCCUUUGAAGCCGGACAAUGACCUCAAACUUGUUGCUCUCGGAAACACCCCUCUGCUAUUGUGGUGGUCGCAAAAGAACCAGCGGGAGAGACUUCCUGCAAAAAAAACAUUUGGUGUGUGUUGGGGUCUUUUUUAUUUUUGCCAUGGAGAUGGGAGAGGGCCUAUGGAGAGUGGGGGUUGGGUGUGGUUUUCAGUGUUGGUUGUUAAAGUUCCUUCCUGCCUGAGCUCUGAUGUCAUCGGUGCAGGCCUCAACCCAACACAGCACUGCAUGAGGCUGAAAACUGUUCCGCCCACAAACACGCAGAGAAAAUGGGAAACACAUUCAUGCUGUUAAUUAAUCGCCUGUUUAGAUACUCUGGUCCAGUUUGCCCCCUACACGCUCUCACGCAGACACAGACAAAUAUGCCCAGUACCCUCUCUUUCUGUGUGUGAAUCACCUCCUACGGGGUUGAGGGAAUAUUCAUGCGUGCCACAGCAAAGGCAUCAAAAACAAGUGCAACGAACAGUAUAAAAUGGCUGAACUCCCUAAGAGACUGCAAUAGUACCAAGAGAGACUGCAAUAGUACCAAGCAAACAUGUUUGGCUCGGUUUUCUAAUUUUGUCUCUCAGCUGUUUUUCCCUCCCAGAAUAAACGUCUUCUGUUUGCAGAUGAUUAUGCUUGUCCCCAGUGUUAGUGCUGUGUGUCAGUGCUGUGUGGUUCCCUGCUGGUCUGAGGACAGGACUAUUCCCUUCCUAAUGAAAGACACUGAGCUGGAAUCACGUUGACGUGAUGCCUUCCCUCACCUCGCUUCAAAUUGUGUUCCAACCUUCGUCAUGACAUCUAUUCAUCUGCUCUAUUUAUACAGACACACACUACACUACACACACACACACACACACACACACACACACACAAACACACACACACACAAACACACACACACACACUGUAUAAACACCUCCACACCAGGCAUCUCGCAUAACCCAAAUCUGUCACAUUCCACAUUGAACGAAGAUGCAACAACAUGUUUUUGUUUUGUUUUGUUUUUUUCACACAGCCAAAGCUUUCCUCUUCAAAGUAAAACAUAAAACAUGGACAACAUCCGUUUUCUGUCUCCGAGUUUUUGUCCUCUGAAGUUCAUUGUAAUAUUCUCAGUCUUUCCUCAUCUCAUUUGUGCGGUGUGAUGCUGGUACAGAAGUAGCUGUCCCUGUCAAGCAGCUGUGUGUGAGUUUGUCCCUGUCACAGAGAGAGAGACAUCCUUCAUAUGGGAGGACAGGACAGGCAGGACACAGUGACAGUGGUGAAUCACGUCUGCUGGGUGUUAAUCUCAUCUCCUGGCAAUUAGCUGCUUCUCAGUGUGAUGCAGGGAGCAGACAAUGAAAGGGACAUGGAAUGAAUCACCACCUAAUUACUCUCCCUCCAUACCACACCACAUCGAUCCCGUCACAUUCAGAUUCUAGCAGUUUUAUUAGAGUGAUUAUGGGCUGUUUAUCAUCAUUUCCCCAUCCGAUACCUUUAUCCACAGCUAUUUGCUAGUCUGUUAUGGUAGAUUAUGGUUGAUGCAGCGCUUUAGGUGGCCAUAUGUAAUCAGCUGGGUACAUUCUGAGGUGGCGGAGGUGGAGAGCUUUUCUCAAGGAAACAGCAGAAAUACCUCACCUUGAUGUGGGUGCCAGGAAAGUCCAACUCCCUAGCCGCAGUUCAAUGUCCACACUUCUGCCUUCUCUCCUUUUAUUUUGUUGAUUUUCUGUUUUUUUUUACCUACCACUGUCCCUAUUCUUUGGAGGACAACUUCAUUUAUAUCUGUACAAUUAGUUGAUACACAAUAUGAUGUGUGCAGUGAAGUGAAGCUGCAUCUCUUUGCAUUGAGGCCCACCCCUAUCGCUGUGGGAUAGGACUUUCUCUUUCUAAGCCCAGCCCACACCCCAACACCCUCAGCCGCUGUUCCUCUGAGUGUGGGUCCCUGACCUCUGAACCGUGGACUGUGGUCUGGACCCACUCACCACAGGGACACCAGAUGAGGUGGGCCCACCUCGCAGGCCAACCAGUGGCUGGUUAAGGACCGGCUACACACACACAUUAGACAUGGUACCAGAUGAGCAAAGACCCUAAACAAAGACUGUGGUUUAGAAUGCUAUCUGUCUUCAAGCUUGAAGUUAAUCAAUGUCAUUGAGUUCUUUAACUGCCUAUAUGUGACACAUUUAACUUUAUCUUGACUUCUUAUCGUGACUUUUGAUAAUAGUCCAUAAAGACUACGUUGACUUUGUCUGUUUUUGUUGUUGUUGUUGUGAACAAUAUGUACAGCAGGGUAUUCAAUUCCGGUCCUGGAGGGCCGAAACAUUUACGUUUUUUGUUUCUACCUGGUAGUUAAUUGCACUCACCUGGUGUCCCAGGUCUGAAAUAGCCCCUGAUUAGAAGGAGAGGAUGAAAAACAGAGGUGUUUCGGCCCUCCAGGACCGGAAUUGAAUAGCCCUGAUUUAAUAGUACAGUAAGAGUGGAGGGCUUCCCCAAGUUGAAGAGCUGUGUUUGUGGGUCAACACAGGAUCUCUAAAGUUUACCCAGCUUGCCAGCCAGGGGGGUGACACAUUUCACCCCUCUGCUCUAAAACGGUCAUUUGCAGCUGAGAAUGCUGGGAGUGUGAAGGGGCUUGUUAUGGAAGUCCCUGCUUGGUUGGUUACUCUGUCUCCUCUCUCGCCCUCUUUCUCGCUCGCUCUCCCUCUCUCUCUCUCUGUUUCACUCUCUCUGUCCCUCUCACUUUCUCUCUCCCUCUCUUUCUCUCUCUCUCUGUCCCUCUCUCUCUCUGUCUCUCUCUCUGUCUCUCUCUCUCUCUCUCUCUCUGAAUCCAUCACUCGCUCUCAAGCGAUCUCUUUCUUUGGCAGACACUAUACUUUGCUUACUUAUGCUUAAGUCAGAAAAGAACAAAUUCAAAUUUGUGUCAAAAGGUUAAAGACUUCUCAAAUGUUCUUUUUGAGAAAUAUGUAAUCAUUUGCACAUGUAUACUAAAUGAGUCCCAGAUGGCAGGGUUCAUGUGUUCAGCUUUUUGUGCAACCCUCAGAUUCAUGCUAUGUCAUCAAAAAAUGUGCUCACUCAUGUCCUUUUCUAAUGUGGAAGACAUCUUAUACUGCUUGUUUUUAUUUUUAUAUAUUUAUCUAUCCAUUUUCUGUGUCAAUCUAUCCAUUUUCACUAUCUAAAGAAACUGAAGCUGUAUUGAUUGGAAAUGGUUAAGGAAAAUGGAAAACCUCCCCUAUGUCCAUAUUAAAGGGUCUGCGUUUUGUGAGUAAUCAAUGGAGUUUAGGGUGAAACAGUAGGCUGAUCUGUUAGUCAGGUCUGUGGCCUUGGGGGAUUCACAGAGGAACCAGGCUUGGUCAGGCCGAGCUGAAUGCUGAUCAAUAGGCACAUCAAUUCCAGGUACACUAUAUCUCUCUCUGAAGGAGGUCAGCACAGCAGAGGGCCCAUGGGCCACCAUAUCGACUGAGGGCGGUGAUUUAGUGAUGGCCAAGGGCUCUGCACUGGGAGACAGAAAGGAACUCCAUCACUGAGUCUGGUCCCUCAUUGGUUGAUCCGUGUCAGUGACCUCACCCCUCCAGCCACUGUGUAGGAAGAAUGACCUCUCAUCUUACAAUGAGAAAAACAGAAGGAUCUGCCAAUGGAAGGUUUGAAUCAAUCGAUGAGAAACCCAAUGGGAGAAUCUCCUCUAUAUUAAUUACUCAGUCCCCUGUAGCUCAGUUGGUAGAGCAUGGCGCUAGCAACGCCAGGGUUGUGAGUUCGUUUCCCACGGGGGGCCAGUAUGAAAAUGUAUGCACACACUAACUGUAAGUCGCUCUGGAUAAGAGCGUCUGCUAAAUGACUAAAAUGUAAAUGUAACCAGCCACCUCCCAACUCCUGGUGGCACCAGGAGUUGAUUUGAUGUUGACCAUGUCAGAUAAAUCUCUUCGUUCCACUGCUAUUUCUCUUAAAUUCUCUCUCUCAUGCUGUGUCUGUCUCAUGUGUGUUUCUAAUGAUUGCAUAUUUACACUCUGUCUAACUAGCGUAUAACUGAGAAGGGGUUGAGCCUGACAUAUUAGAUUCAUAAUGGAGGCUUAUGUAAAACGUGACAGCCUUGCUAUCUGGUUUUCCUGGUCAAUAUUACCACAUCAUAAUAUGCCUUUUAGCAGACGCUUUUAUCCAAAGCGAUUUACAGUCACGUGUGCAUACAAUCAUCAGACUGAACAGUCUAUUUAUUGCCAUUGAUUUAUGUGAUGCUAUUUAAGAGCAACCCACACAUGGAUAGAUGGGGGUUAGAAAUAGCGACAGUUAACAGCAGAAUCACAGCCCAACAGUACUUCAGAAAUGUCAGCCUAGGUAAAUGUCUGCUAUUUUAGAUCUUAGUACAUUACAUUGCCCCCGCAAUAAAUUAACUCCGAAAAGUACAGAGGGAACUCAAUAUUGUACAUGUAUCUCUUCAGUUUGGGUGUGGGUGUACAUGUUCCUAGAGUUAUUUGAGAUCUUAUGGUAUCUGGGUUGGUAGUACAGUCCUUCCAGGCUGUGGAUUAAAACAGUGGGUUCAUUUACGAUACACUCUCUCAUCCUCCACUACCCCCAGGCACUGUUACCAAGAACCAAAUCCCAAACACACUGUUACUCCAGUCUCCCUCCUUCAUCACAGUGUCUGCUUUGAAUAAUCUCCAUACAUAAUCACUGGCAUUGUGCAGUGAAUGGAGGGGGCUGGAGAUGGCCUAGCAGGCGGUAGUCAAAUGCUGAAAGAGGCCUUCCCAUAUGUGUGUCACAGCAUGUCCUGUGUCUGGGCUCUGGGGCUCCAGGAGGGCAGGGGGUGUUUGUUCUCUCCAUGCCUGUGCCGUGCAGCCCUGGCUGGGCACACAGAGGACUGUCUGUGCCUGGAGAACCACAGGAGCGCUGGGUGCCUGUGGGGAGAUAAACGUGCUCAGAGUGUGGAGUGUGAAAGGGGCAGGACACAGGAUUUACUUUAGAAUAGCCGGCCUCGCCCUCCCCCUCUACACACACAUACACGGUGUGGUUCACAGUUCAAAUAAACAGGGGCGAAUGGCAGGCUGGGAAGUUAUAAACAGCCUUGUGCCAGGGUCAUUUAGUUCCUCUCAGGGUGUUGCUCUCUCACUGAUUUCUAAUGGGCCAAAGUCUACCAAAGGGGAGGUAAUAGAAGCUACAGUGAGGAGCGGGGAAAGACAGAUGGGAGAGUACAAGUAUAAGCUUUUGUUCUGGGAAAUGUGGUGGAGGGGCUCCUGAGUGUCUCAAUACCUCUACCUUUUGUUGGACUGUCUGCAACUGUUGAUCGUGUGUGUAUGUGUGUGUGUGUGUGUGUGUGUGUGUGUGUGUGUGUGUGUGUGUGUGUGUGUGUGUGUGUGUGUGUGUGUGUGUGUGUGUAUUUGUGCAUGCCUGUGUGUUCUGCUGAGUUUUCAUUAUUACACAGCACACGUGGAUUCUGAAUGAGUCAUCUAUCUAUUCCUUAGUGCUGUCUCAGACUUUCUCCAAUCAGUCCUUGUGUUGCCAACGCCAACACUACGCAUACUCCAUUGAGUGGUGGGCUCACACUCACUCUGUGUUUGAUAACAGAAAUCCACAGCUCACUCCAAAGAUCCUAGAAAUGCCAAUCGCUCUCCAGUUACCAAUCCAUAACUGCCACCGGAGCUGGACCAGACAGCCCCUGUGGAGAAAGCAGCGGUGGUUAUAUCGACAUGGAGCUUGUGUGUCAUCGGCUCAUCAUCGAUCACAGCUUGUUGCAGGAAAUCGGAUAAUUAAAUGGAUCUUGGGUGGAAUGAAUGGGUGGUUGUUUUAUAUCAGGGUUGGUUGAGAUGAAACACUGUUAAUUGGAUGAGGACCCCCCUCCUCCCAGAACCUCUGCUGUGUGGUUAGGAAGUCAUCCUCUUUAUGACCUUAUUGACCACUUAGAUAAGCUCGUGGCCUUUUGUUCUGCUGGCUCUGAAAUCAGGUUGAAGUGUAUUAAAGCCCCCUUUUUCUCUUCAUCUAGUUUAAUCUGUUCAUAACAGACAACUCUAUUUCAUCCUGGCUCUACACACCUUCACUUUUAACUUAUUCUGCAAAACCUCUAUCAAUUAAAUACAUUUUUAUUAAAGAAUAGCCUGUAGUACUUAAAGCAUAAGUCCCCUGUGAGAAAGUUAUCCAAGUGAAACGCUUUAGGUUGGAUUAUUGAUGUGAAAGCGGCAGGGUAGAAAUGGAUUAGUGAAUAAGCCAGGUCUGUUUUUUUAUUCCUGGGUAGGUCUACAUAUAGUUUAGACGGGCUUGACAGUAGCAGAUUGGUCCUGUACGAAAAGCUUCUAACCAAUCGUAUUUUGACAACACCAACCCAUCAAACUGACUGGAGCUUGGUGUUUGUAACAGGCAAGUAGUAGGCUGAUUGGACUCUGAUCUGAUUUUUCUGAGGUUUUGUAUUUGCUAUUGCAAAUCACAGAGGUAUUUAAAGCAGGAGCCAAUGGUAAUAUUUUUCCCAGCAGAUUAAUGAGAGUGUCCUGGCUUUCUCUAAGUUUCUCUGUCUCGCUCUCUCUCGCUCUCUUGCUCUCUCUCUCGCUCACUCUCCUGUAACAGGAAGCUAUAGCAGUCCAUCCUGGACUCGGGUCCAAGCCUUCCCUGAUCCCUAACCCUGAUACAUUUACCAGACUGCAGUGUGUGUAUGUGAGCGUGCCCGCCUUUAAGAAGGCAAGAGCCCUAUAUGGUCUUUUUUGCCAGUACAUAUUCAUUGCCACUUGUUGUCUUUCUAAGUUUAUUGGUGUACCCUUACUGGCACAAAUUACAUGUGACAGAUAUAAAAUGGCAAUUAUAAAAGCUUAAUAAAUGUAACUGUUCUGUUUUCUUAGUCUACUACAUGUUCUUAUUCGUGGAACAGCAAGGAGGAAAAGUCUCCUCUAGACAGAUGUUUGAGGAAUGUUCUGCUUGAAUUGUGUUGAUAACAAAUUGCAAAUCAAACGUAACUAUAAGUGGACAUAAGCAGAGCACUGUGCUCCCUCCUGGUCCCUGACGAAAAUGGACAGAAAGAGCCUCUCAGGCAGACCCACCACUGUUUGACUGAUCCUUCUGUCCUUCCAGCCAGUCUUUCUCAACUAAAUAUUUAAACAUGGCAUACUUAAGCAAGGGUUUAUUUAACUAAAAGUUUGAAUUGCUGAGGUUUAAACCAUUACAGGAGGGUCUGGAGAAAGUGGAGCACGACCCAGGUGAUUGGCUAAAACAGGAGAAGAUGAUCACACACGUUGGCUGUGUUUAGAUCACUGGGGAUUUGUACUCCCCCCCCCCCAGACCACAGCCUGUGUUCAGUGUUGCAUCUUCUAUUCCUCUCUUGAAGCAGUAUGCAUUAUCAAUAUGUACAGUACUGUUGUUCUGCAUACCUGGCUGUGGUGUUGUAAAGUGCAUCUGAGGCUUUAGUUUACUGACAGAAUGGGGCGAAAUCAUGUAUCAAGCUGCUGCUGUUUUGGCUCUGCUGUGGUCAUCCUAAUGAGGCUGAUCAGAUCUAUUAUUAACGAAACAUCUGGUAACUCCUCUCCUCUCCGUAUGGCAACUGGGAUGCCUGCAGGGAGAGAGGAGAGGGCUGAGGAGCUCCAAGGAGGAGAGGGCUGAGGAGCUCCAAGGAGGAGAGGCUUCUAGAAUAGAACUCUGUGGUGUUCCAGAACCCUGCAGUCUGACUGAAUGGGAGUGACCAGCCAUUGAGAGAUGCUGAGGUACUGACCCCUACAUGGCCGCCGUGACUAUGGAUUAUUCCUUAGCACCUUAGAGAAUGCUGCCCUAUGUACGUAGUCAUUGAACCCUGGUCACUUUAAUAAUGUUUACAUACUGUUUUACCCACUUCAUAUGUAUAUACUGUAUUCUAGUCAAGGCUCAUCCUAUGUAACUACUGCUGUACACACCUUUUCUAUUCAUAUACUGUCCAUACUGUCUAUACACACCAUUAUACAGUAUAUAUAUAUAUAUAUAUAUAUAUAUAUAUAUAUUUAUUUAUAUUCCGGUCUCUGACAUUGUUCAUUCUGAUAUUUUUCAUUUCUUGUUGUGUGUAUUGUUUUGUAUUGCUAGGUAUUACUGCACUGUUGGAGCUAGAAGCACAAGCAUUUCGUGCUGCACCUGCGAUAACCUGCGAUAACGAUAUCAAAUCUGUGUAUGCGACCAAUAAAUGUUGAUUUGAUUUGAUUGAAAUCCUCCACUGGGGGAUGAUUGGGAGCUUAGUCAUAAAACAGCCCCUGGAUAUUUGGUGUGGCAGGAUUAGACAGCAGACUGUUCACUGAAGAGGCUUUUCCAUUUUCUUACAUGUUGAUGCAAAAUAAUUUCUUUCUCAAUUGCUCAUGUUUUUUUCAGUCGACAUUUCCCUUUGCAUCUUCUACGCAUACCUUUACUGACUCCCAAACGUGACCCAGUUAUGUUUUGAAUCUGAAUCCACAUGUAGGACUGGGAAAGCUCACAGAGAGACAGGGGUAGGGUAAUGUACUGUACACUGAGGAACGUGCUCCACAGCCCCUGAGAGCCAGGCUGUCUGUGGCUUGAGAUGGAUGGUCUGAUGGAUGGGGCCCUAGCAACACGUUUCUUCACGCUGAAGAGCUCUUGUUGUAAGUGGGCCAGCAAGGGCAGAAAUAGCCUUCCCCUCAAGAGCCUCUCCUCAAGGUCACUCUAGAGCCCAGGCCCCUUCAAUGCAUGGAGCUGGAGCAGGAGAACACAUGCUCUCCCUGUGGCCUAAUGACUUCCCCAGCCUGGCUAUAGCAGGGCCACUAGACGGAAGGACGGACGGAUUAGAAUUUCAGCCAAACUGGCUACUCUUCUCGUUAUUCUUUCCCCCCCUAUAAAAAAACAAUUCAACACAGAAUAUAAUAAUCACUUAUCUGCUGGGAACAUUAUUGUAGAAGUGCUCUUGAGCUGAGUAUCCAUCCACAGCCUUAGUCCCUUUACUCUAAAUCCUGUCUAUGGACAGAGUACUUGGGUGAACCCGCUGGAUGAGACUGGUAAUAGUAGUAGCAGAGAUUUGGGGAAUUACUCCAACCCCCUGAAACCCCCUAUCUGAGGCUGGAAACAAGGCUAGUCUGAGGGAAAGGAAGUUGGAUCUAUCUAACUGGCUUGUUGAUCCCAAAUGCUUUGAUGCGAGCCCAGUCUCUAGAAAUGAAUGUGGUUAUCUCUAAGUAGUCAUACCAGAAAAGUAGUAUUCUAUGUCUGUCUGUCUGUCUGUCUGUCUGUCUGUCUGUCUGUCUGUCUGUCUGUCUGUCUGUCUGUCUGUCUGUCUGUCUGUCUGUCUGUCUGUCUGUCUGUCUGUCUGUCUGUCUGUCUGUCUGUCUGUCUGUCUGUCUGUCUGUCUGUCUGUCUGUCUGUCUGUCUGUCUGUCUGUCUGUCUGUCUGUCUGUCUGUCUGUCUGUCUGUCUGUCUGUCUGUCUGUCUGUCUGUCUGUCUGUCUCUCUCUCUCUCUCGUCUCUCUCUCUCCUCUCUCUCCUCUCUCUCUCUCUCUCUCUCUCUCUCUCUCUCUCUCUCUCUCUCUCUCUCUCUCUCUCUCUCUCUCUCUCUCUCUCUCUCUCUCUCUCUCUCUCUCUCCUCAGUGAUCAGCUCAGUGAUCAGCUGUUGGGGUGAGACCCAGCUGCCUUGGUGUUAACUCAGUGAUAGUCAUCAUCAGCAUUUGCCACUUGAAAGGAGAGAAGAGGAUGGUGGUGUUAAAACAUUUAAUUGUGGGUCAAUUCAGACCAUUGGAUCCAACGCAAGCUCUUAUAAUGACAGAUCUCUUUUUUUCUUGGUACUUCACUUCCUUCCUUGGUAAGGUUUAGAUAAUAUUGGAGUAUGAUAAAUCAAAUCAAAGUUUAUUGGUUGUGUACACAUAUUUGCAGAUGUUAUCGCACGUGCAGCGAAAUGCUUGUGUUUCUAGCUCCAACAAUGCAGUAAUACCUAGCAAUAUAUACGGAACACAAAUAAAGUGUUGGUCCCAUGUUUCAUGAGCUGAAAUAAAAGAUCCCAGUCAUUUUCAAAACACACAAAAAUAUUAUUUAUCUCAAAUUUUGAGCACAAGUUAUUUAUAUAUCCCUGUUAGUGAGCAUUUCUCCUUUGCCAGGAUAAUCUAUCCACCUGACAGGUGUGGCAUAUCAAUAAGCUGAUUAAAAAGCAUGAAUAUCACACAGGUGCACCUUGUGCUGGGGACAAUAAAAGGCCACUCUAAAAUGUGCAGUUUUGUCACACAACAUAAUGCCACAGAUGUCUCAAGGUUUGAGGGAGCGUGCAAUUGGCAUGCUGACUGCAGGAAUGUCCACCAGAGCUGUUGCCGGAGAAUUGAAUGUUCAUUUUUUCGACCAUAAGCCGCCUCCAACGACAAUUUAGAGAAUUUGGCAGUACGUCCAACUGGCCUCACAACUGCAGACCACGUGUAACUUCACCUGCGGGAUCAUCUGAGAUCAACUCUAUGCGAAGGAGAUGUGUCGUGCUGCAAGAGGCAACUGGUGGUCACACCAGAUACUGACAGUUUUUUUGCUCCACGCCCCUACCUUUUUUUAAAGGUAUCUAUGACCAACAGAUGCAUAUCUGUAUUCCCAGUCAUGUGAAAUCCAGAUUAGGGCCUAAUGAAUUUAUUUCAAUUGACUGAUUUCCUCAUAUGAAUGUAACUCAGUAAAAUCUUUGAAAUUGUUGCAUGUUGCGUUUAUAUAUAUAUAUAUUUUUUUGGGGUCAUUUAGCAGACGCUCUUAUCCAGAGCGACUUACAGUUAGUGAGUGCAUACAUUUUCAUACUGGCCCCCCUUGGGAAACGAACCCACAACCCUGGCGUUGCAAGCGCCAUGCUCUACCAACUGAGCUACAGGGGACUACACUGUAUAUAUAAAAAAAUAAGAAUACACACAUAAUUCCGAAAAAAAAAAGGAAGAAAGAAACUAAAAAUAUCAGAACGAGCAAUGUCAGAUAAGAUCCUCUCAGGAAGUGCAACUAUAAAACAUAUUUGAAAUGACUUAUUAUAAACUGGGUGGUUCGAGCCCUUAAUGCUGAUUGGCUGACAGCCAAACAUUUAUUUUUACUGCUCUGAUUACAUUGGUAACCAGUUUAUAAUAGCAAUAAGACACCUUGGGGGUUUGUGGUAUAUGGCCAAUAUACCACGGCUAAGGGCUGUAUCCAGGCACUCCGCGUUGCGUCGUGCUUAAGAACAGCUCUUAGCCGUGGUAUAUUGGCCAUAUACCACACCCCCUUGUGCCUUAUUGCUUAAUUCACCCCUCCGGACAUUAAGUAUACACUAUCGUUCAUCCUGUUCUUUGAUCGGGACCAAGGCACUGGUAUGCUAAUGCAUGCUUUGGAAGGGAGUAAACCUGUUCUCCUCAACUAAAAUGACCAUGCAGAGGUACUACAGUCAAGUAAAUGUUAUCCAUGGCAUGUUCCCCAAGCUGGCCCCUAUGUUUUUAUUAGAGCAUUAAAGAAACUAGGCCCUGGAUCAGUUUAUUGGGGAAAGGCUGAAACCCAUAUGAAGCAGCAACAGGCCCCAGACCAGUUGACCCGCUCUGCAGCUGUGAAGAGUGGGGAUGCUGUCACUUACAGUUCCUCAUAAAAGCCUGUGGAAAGGCCUUAAAUACAGGUUGAGGGGUAAUUGAUACUCUUGUGUUUGUAAAGGGGUUGGGAUUGUGUACUUGUAUGUGGGGCUAAAGACGGGCAGCCAGGGAGAGGGGGAAUCCAGGCCUAACAUGCAGCAUUGGGAGAGAAAGCUGUAGGCUGACUCCAAGAGGUAAAGGAGCAGAAAGACGACUGCAUCUUCCUCAAACUGAGAAAGUUGUUCAGAGCCACCAGCUGUUUUUAGCAGCUUCACAAACUGUCUCAACUAGUUCUGUUUCGUUUUUUUACUUUCCUUUUUCCUCUUUGCUAACACACUGCAGAGGAGGCCUUUGAGGAAAAAUAAACACAUCUUGAUUUAAUUAAUAACUCCCCCUCAUUAUACUGUUUCCCCUUUGAAAUUAACCAUAAAUUAAGAAUAUUUCACCAGAAAUACAACUAUUAUGUUGGGUUUGGUCGUCAUUUUCCCUCUCUCUACAUAUUCAAUGCAAAACAAAUAAGCAAAUUAGUAGCAGCAGUCGGACAUUGUUAAACACUCCUAACACUAAUUCUGGAAAGGAGCUUGGAUAGCAUUACAGCCUUAGAGCCGUGCAAGUGUUUGUAAGAUUACGACGGCCCAAAAUAGCCAAGAUGGAAGUAAUCUGGUUUGAGUCCAUAAAUAAACCUAUCAAUACCAAAUCACCUCUCCAAAGGCGAUAACUAAUUGUGACUGACUUCACAUAGUUAAAUCAAGUAUAUAUUUUGAUUUGUAAUGGGAUACACUGAUUUCAUUCCGAAAGUGGAACUAUUUAUUUUGGUCCCAAACAGACCCCUAGGACCCAGUUGUUACAAUGAUAUGCUUAGGCCUAUACAUCAAUUUGUCUACAUUGGCUUUGAAGUUGUUUUACUAUGGUGUGAAUAUAUACUGAACAAAAAUAUGCAACAAUUUCAAAGAUUUUGCUGAGUUACAGUUCAUAUAAGGAAAUCAGUCAAUUGAAAUGAAUUCAUUAGGCCCUAAUCUAUGGAUUUCACAUGACUGGGCAGGGGCGGAGCCAUGGGUGGGCCUGGGAGGGCAUAGGCCCACCCACUUGGGUGCCAGUCCCACCCAAUCAGAAUGAGUUUUUCCCCCACAAAUAGGGCUUUAUUACAGACAGAAAUAGUCCUCAACACCCCGGCCCCCCUCCGCACAGAAGAAGGUGGAGAAGCCGGAUAUGGAAGUCCUGGGCUGGCGUGGUUACACGUGGGCUGCAGUUGUGAGGCCAGUUGGACGUACUGCCAAAUUCUCUAACACGAUGUUGGAGGUUGCUUAUGGUAAAGAAAUGAACAUUUAAUUAUCUGGCAACAGCUCUGAUGGACAUUCCUGCAGUCAUCAUGACAAUUACACGCUCCCUCAGAACUUGAGACAUCUGUGACAAAACUGGACAUUUUUAGAGUGGCCUUUUAUUGUCCCCAGCACAAGGUGCACCUGUGUAAUGAUCAUGCUGUUUAAUCAGCUUCUUGCUAUGCCACACCUGUCAGGUGGAUGGAUUAUCUUGACAAAGGCUAAAAUGCUCACUAACAGGGAUAUAACCAGAUUUGUGCACAACAUUUGAGAGAAAUUAGUUUUUUGUGCUUAUGAAACAUUUCUGGGAGCUUUUCAGUGUAGAUUGAAAGUACAGAGUCAAUUAUGAAUGGUUUUGUACCAACUAUGUUCCAAUAGCCUGGUGUUCAAAAACAUUCUUGCCUGUCACCUUUCCUUCCUGUUCAUUGAUGUGGAUGAGCUGAAAGGUGAAGCUAUUGUUCACCUCUCAGUGGUCAUGAAGAAAGUAGUCAAGGACAGGGAGAUAUUUCAGAGGCCUAGUAACAAUGUGUUUUUUUGUAAAUAUCUGUUGAUAAACUGCUUAUAAACAUUUGAUAAUCAAGCAGUAUAUAAAAUGACCUUUUAGACUGCAGUGUAUUGGGAAAUAAGUGCUGUUCGAUUACCUUACUCCAGUCCACACUAGUGUUCUGUAGGCCAUAGGCUAUGACCCUUCUCCAUUCUUCUACAUUAUAUUGGUAAUUGUUAUGCAUUUUGUUUACAGUGGCUUAUACCUCCAAUACCCCACAGUCCUUAUAUUCCCUUUCUCCCUCUCUCUCUCUCUCUUAGAUGAUUGCCCGGGGACAGUUCAUUCGGGGAAAUGGUUCAAUUUGCAUGCAAAUGAUUCCAAAACACCAGUCAUUCACACCGCUAAUUAUACCACCAACGUUAGGACGGGGACUUCCUGACAUCACGGAUGGUCAUUAGCAUUCGGCAGGGGAGGAGGUGGUGGUGCUGGCAAGGACAGCCAGGCACUUAUUCAGCCAGGCACUCAAGCGAGCAAGUAGCUGCUCAGCGCUCACUGAAAGUCCCUAUGGAACAUUUUUGUACUUUCUAGUUUUCUGUUGCUGCAUCCGAAAAGAAUUGUUUUGGAUUUGUUCGAAACGUACACAUUUUAUGCUAUUGCAUUUUGGUAUUUGUGUUCAACCGCUUAUUGGGUUUUUUCUAUAGGUGUCGCUUUACUUCCAAGAAUCCGUGCGCUUGGUGGAUGUGUUUGCGGAGCAGAUUGACUAAAAGGCUCGCGGAGCGAAGGGGACGAAUUGCGGCUUCGCACGGACCAGAGAGUGAGAGUGCAGGAUAUGUAAAACUGUGCCGCAUGAAUAGUAGGCUAGCCUAGACUAUGAAAAGGCUUGCAAUGAUGAAAGUGUGUUUGAAUACUAAUAUCACCGGAAGCAGAGCCAUGCUCUCCCUCUCACCUACUUUGUAAUAAGGUAAGCAAAGCCUACAUUCUACGUUUUGCUCCAUUAUUUUGUAUCAAGCUGUUAUUGCGCAGCUGUUAUUUCGGGUUUUAAACUGUGGUUUAGUUCAGUGAUUCUGCCUUCAUGUGCAUUUUACCAGUAAGCCUAUAGUCUCGUGAGUCUUCUCAAGUACCCCCCUGUGGAUAGGCCAAGUCCCCCAGGGGUCCUAGUUACCCUGGUUGGGAACCACUGGUUUAGUUUACGAGAAGGAAAUGACAAAAAGUGCCAGUUUGGGUGAACUGUUAGUGCUGUUGAAAGGUCGUGUUGAAAAUGGGUUUGGUAUUUUCUCACUGCAAGAUAGGCUACAUUUGAUAUUUUCUCACCACAAGAUAGGCUACAUUUGUUGCCUUUUGUGUUCUACAGUGUAGCCUAUGUGGCUCUCAUGGUGUGCUCGAUUUAAACUAAAAUCAUAUCAACAUCAGUGGGCUAUGAGUUGAAAUGUAUUUGACAAUUAGGCAUUCAUUGCUAGUGCUACUACUUUGGAACUUAUCAUUCUGUAAUUUAAAACAAAUUAAGUGUGCUCACAUGCAGUAGUAGAAAUCAUCUCACUAUCUUCACCUCUCACUCAUAAGCUAUCCUCUGUAAUGGAUGUGUUAUUAUCCCUUUUGUCUACCCUUCGUAAUCAAGCUAACCUGUGCCUUUCAGUGUGAUUAGUCUUUGUUGUGUUGCCUCUAAUGAUCUGGCCCUGGCCUGCCACAGGAUUGAUUGAGUCAGAUAGGUCACUUUGGAUUAGCAUAUGAACAGACUAACUGGGGAAUAAUUAAUACUGGGACACUCCAGCAGCUGGAUAAGAGUCCAGGGGUAACGGAGAUAUCAGGCUGUAUUGCGCUGAAACCUCUAGACUACCGGUUGCCUCAGUUCAUAGGCAACCAACCAUCUAUGUCUUGGUAUGCAAAACAAUGCCAGGUCAGUUUUUGACCAUCCAUUUUCAACACCAUGAAAUUGUUUAAUUCAGUCCAUUAGGCUACAUUGUGUUUGUCAGCUUUUCAAACUUGCUGAUCCUUUUACAGAUGGGUUCCCCAAUGACAGCUUGACAGUCUCUCUUGAGAUUAGCUACAGUUCCAUAUGAGGACUGAGUCUCAGGAGCCUGAAAAACUUGCCCUCUCUGUGACUUGCCAUGCAUCUGGCACAGUAGCAGUUACAGAACAAGUAAACACUUAUGAAUAAGUAAUAUGAUAUUCUGGUAUGAAGCUGCUGUAGCUGAAAAGCAUCAUGCUCAGUUAGAUGUUACAUCAAUCUAAUCCUCGCUCACUUCCUGCACUUACCACUCUAAACCUGCACAAAUCACAUAAAGAAGCAGCGUAGAGAGAUGACUGGCCUUUUUUCCCCAAUCUACUUCUCUGAGACAAACUACAUUAUGCAAUAAAGUGUCCAGUGUGUGUGUGGCUGCUUAUCAUAUUGUUUGUUGUCUUGUAGGUGCCUGUGUGUGUUGGAGAGAAAGAAUGGUUUAUGGAUUAUGAUUUAUUGCAGCAGGUGGGCGCAGGCCUAAUCUCCAUUAGAUGGAACAUAUUGGAUCGAGUCACCAGGAAUUAGCUGCUACUAACAAACGCCUUUGUUGAGUUUGACUGCUCUUCUGAAUGUUGUGCAGUUAAGUGAUUAAAGCUGAUCAUACAUGCUUCAAAAAACGACCAAAUUAGGCCAAACAAAGACUAAAUACUUUGUUACUGUUUCCUUUGACACAGUACCAUUACAUUCCUGAAAACCCUUGAACAUGCAAUCUUAAUAACACUGAAUGGAAAUGUCCAUCUGAUCUCACAGAACAAAAGGCAGUUAAAAAAUAGAGAAAGAAUCUGUCCUCCUCUUUUCCAGAGAAAACAAAAGCAGCAGAAAAAAGAGAAAUGUUUGCCUCCAGCUGUUCCUCAGAACCUCUCCUCUGGGCUGCCAUUUAAACAUGGUGUCUAAUCUGUCCGGAAUGAUGCCAUGAAAAGUGGCAUUCGCUCUGGGAGCCACUCUGGAAUGAGUCUGGGAUGGGGGUCCUUUCGGAGACCAUAUCAAGACCUCUCAGCUCCAUGGCUGUUUUUCAGGAAGACGAGGGUUGUGGAUGUGUUGCACACUUUAGAGGAGGUGUUUACGAACCUGGAUGACACCUUACCCUAUAGCAGAUGUACCUGUUAAAUUUGGGUUAGUUAAAUGAAUGGCACCACCACUCAACCCAACCUGUUGAUUAUUCCCUCAGUUGACAGAGGAUUUGUACCAGUACCUCAGAGGAUUUGUACUAGUCCGUAGGUGGUUGUUAAGAAUUCUAGAGGGGUGAAUAAAUAAUGCUUGAUAAAAUACAGUACAUAUCUCUAGUCUAGUUAGAACUUGUCUGUGUGUGGGUCAGUCUGUAGUUUCUUGGGCAUUAGUUUCAAUAGUGGAUUUAGCCUGUGCUGUUGGUGUGUCGACUGACUGUGCAGUGUGUCAGCGUGUAGCUGUUUAACUUGGCUGUUGCCGGGGGGACGUGAGGGGCGAUGCGAUGAUAAACACUGCGGUGGUGAAUGAUUGUCUGCUUACAUCCGUCUCAGGGAUUAUUGUCCACUCGGAUAUCUUCCAGUCCGUAAAGGGUUCCUGCUGUGUUGUGCUGUGCUCUGGCCAUGGACGGACUGGCUUUAUCUGCCCCAGGAGAGGAAAGGUCAGUCAUGUUUAAAGGGGAAACAGUCUACUUAAUUUACUUCAUUCUCCUCCCUUUACUUUGUGGAGGUUUUUUAAGAGGCGUUGGUGAUGUACUUGUAUUACCAGAGCACUCAAUCCCCCUAAUUGAAGUCAUGUAGAUGACCAGCGUAACAUGGGAUAGUGUUUCAGGCUGGAAGUUCCAGUCAAACAGAGGCUCAGGCCCUGGGCAUAUCUCUGCCAAUUCUGAAGCAGGGAGAUCAGAUGUUUGAGAGGUGAAUCACUGGACGAUGGCCUCCAUCUGGAGAGAGAGAGAGAGAGACUCAUGGGACCCACGGGACUCCAGCCCUUCUGCUCACAUGUCCAGCUCAAAGACGAAGAUAACCAUUGGCUUGGUGUUUGUAAGGCCUCUGUCGGUGUCAAAACAGAGACACUACUCUAACCAGGAAUCCAGGCCCAAUGUACUCCUCCAGGCUAUAUUUAAACCCUUAUCGCUAAUCCUGCUCUCUACCAAAAAGGCAGAAUGAACCCACUAGCAUCAAGAGGAGUGGGAGAUGUGUGUGUAGCAUAUUUUUUUUAAUUUUUUCAUGUUUCUUUUGGCGUGGUUUCCUGAAUCAUCUCUCGUGUGUGCUAACGUACAUUCGGUGUGUGAGUAUGUGUGUUUGUCUCCUGUUAAUCACACAUCCAUUAGUCAUGAUGGGGAACUGCUGUAUUGUAAUGAGAGGACUCAGGAUGCUUUAGCCCCAGGCUAGGUGUCCUACCUCUGGGAUGGGUUGUUUAGUAAUCCAUUCUCCUCCACUGUACGGAUGGACUGGUUGUCAGAGAGCUGAUGACUUUGUCUGCAAGCCAAGGCCUGGCUCCAUGUACUACUUACCGCUUCCAUCAAUAUUAAUAGAUAAGAUAUCUUGGCGUUUCAGUGUAUGUUGCUUUAAUAUUCAUGUAGACUUCUCGCUGAAGCCAAUCGCCUCCAGGAACUCAGGUAGAUUGCCCUUGCCAAAGGAUAUUGAAGAAGCAGAGAUCUGUCUUUUAGACAUGUACUAGGCCCCAGACAUGCAUCACUAGUUUAUUUAAUAAUUUUUAACAUGUCAGAAAGCUGUCCACUAAUGUAAUUGGGGAAUCCAUCCGACCAAAACCAUAUGUAAUUUUUUUGUUCUCAAUAGUAAUCAGCCACCUCUCUAUUUCACUUCAUAAUGCUCAUGGGAAUAACUAGUUAAUAACAACCCAUUGCAGAUACAAAUGUUUAGUUCACCGUUUAUAAAGGCAGAAACGCUCUUUGGAUGGUGAGGCAAAUCAGGUGGUGUGACUAGCUAACUGACUAACAGGGUAACUGCACAGAGUUGUGCUUUCAGGCAUCUACACUGUUCCCAGUAAAAGUCUCUGUCUCUUUCUGGCCGUCAAAGAGGCCUAAGCCCCUGUUCCUCUGACCCUGUGCUGCCCACCAGGCGUCUGGCUGGGUUAUGGGAUUAGCUGCCAGAGGGGCAGCAGAGGUUAGUGGAUAUGACCUGCAGGCUAACCCCAUGUCCGCUGGUUACAGGGUCUGCUGCCCGAACAGAGGACUUUCACCAUGUUCAUCUGAGUGUGGGUGUAGCCUAGUUCACAACAUUAGUUUGUUCUAUUUCUAAGGUGGGUGGGUGGGUGGGGGGGGGGGUUUCCUUAACCGGUUUGUCAUUAUGUCCUCACUUGCGUUACCUAGAGAAUUGUGGGAGCUAGAAUGUCUCUGAGAUCCUUCUUACUCGGUGAGACGCACGGCAGGAAGCCUUGACAUGUGAACCCUGGCCCUUGAACUCUGGUGGAGUUUAGAUAUCACAUGCUUCGUUGCUUUGCAAUAGAAAACCCUCAAAACAAAGAUAGACAUCGGAAGAGUUCUGAACUCAACCCACAUUUUGCCAUACAUACAAGACAUAAGUCCUGGUUGGUUAGCAACAGUGUUUAAUAUCACUAUUCACUUGGACAUGUGUCCACUCUAAGCUUUGACUAUGGAUAACUCUUGAUCACUUUUCUCUUUCCUGAAGAGAAAAGUGUCUACUGUAACCUUUGAUAACUCAUCACUGACAUAUUUUCUCUGUCCCUGCGUCCUGUAGGAAGAUCUGUAUCCACUGUAAGUGCAGGCGUGAGGAGCAUGUGGUGACAGCCGUGCCUCUGGAGAUGGAGAAGACCGUCACUAAGCUGAUGUACGACUUCCAGAGGAACUCCACCUCAGACGACGACUCAGGCUGCGCACUGGAGGAGUAUGCCUGGGUGCCCCCGGGGCUCAAACCUGAACAGGUAUGAAAGAUAGACACACACGCACACACACUGGGGGUAUGGUUUGAUUUCCCUAUUCAAACUUCUCUGUGAUGGAUCAAAGUUUAACUCACCAUCUAAUGUUGCAUGUGUGGUGUUCAAGUAAGCCGAUUGGUUUACAAGGAUUAUAUGAUGCCAGGGGUUGAAUUAAUAUCUAAUUAAUUCUGCUUGCAAACUGUUUACUCGUAAUUUACAAGCCCGUUGUUGACUUUGUUAAGCUGGGAUAUGCAGAAACAAGGUGUGCGUGUGUUGGAGUUUUUUGAUUGGACAAUGAAACCUUUAUACAUGUGAGUUUCAUUUUCUUGAUGAACUGAAAGCAAGCCUUAUUGCCUGUGCAAUGGGGUGGUCAAUACGCUGUUCUCGUCCCCAUUUCAGUCGCGCAAGGCUGAGCACAGCCAUUUUUCAUCCCCAAAGGUCACGUGACCUCCAGUCAAUUAAGCCACACUUUAAAAGCAGCACAACACUGGCCUGCCAAACUGGAGACCGAAGAGGAUAGACUGACUGAUAGCUUUCCAAAGCAGUAGGGCAAUAAGACUGGCAAUGUUACUGUUAAAGGAGAGGCUUUGCAUUGAGGAAAUAGGCUAUAGUUUGUAGGAUUUACUGCUGGUUGCAUAAUUAUGUACAUUGAAUUUCCAGGUAUACAGUUAAGCUCUUCCAAAACUGACAUACAAGUCAGUCAAGUCAUAUAAAUGUUUUUUUGACCUUGCACGGUGGGGGGAGGCUAUCUAUUGAGGUACUUUUCAAUGCCCUGCCCAGCCACAGAGGGAGAUGGUGAAUACCACCAGUUAAUCUGUAGAAUCUGAGCUCCAUCCAGGUUUAGGUUUCUCCUCAGGGACAGAGUUCCACCGCCCCAUCUGGAGGAACCUGCUAUUCAGUCUCAACUGGUGUCAAGUCACCAUUCUGUAACUACGUAUUUUAGCAGUCCACAAAGACUGUGGGAGCUAUUCCAUCAACCAGUGUUUCCAUAAUAACUACACAUGAUUUCCCCUUGCUCUGUAAUGAACGUCUGGAUUCAUGCAGUAACACAAUUGUAUUUGCAAUGUGAAACUGAAAGAAUCUCAGCUGCAUUUCAACUACAAUAAUCAUGUUUUUAGUUAUCUCUGAAACCAGGUAUCAGAGUUUAUUGAGUUUUAAGUAAUAGGGAAUUGAGUUUCCUGAACAUUGCUUUUACUCAUUUUUAUAAGACUGCCAUUAUUGACUGUACUGAGAAGUUAUUGGUUCUGGUCUCAGGAAGGCCCAGCCAAUAUACACUCUCUCUCUCGAUGUCAGAGCUAAUAAAAUGUCAGGAAGUUGCCAGGAUACGGGAAGUUGAGGCCAAAUAUGUUACUAAAGUAGCCGUUACUGAUGUCUCUCAGCUGUUGAAGAGGCAGAUCACGCAGUGUCACAAGAGAUAGGGAAGAAUCUGCUUUUGUCAUCCAAGAGGAAAUUAAAUCUUAAAGCUUUUAUUAUUUCAACCUUUACACUUACAUUGAAGGAAACGGCAGCCUGUUAACAUUUAUUGUACUUUGGAAUGGCAGUCCUCCCUUCUUGCCCAUGUGUGGCAGGCUGUUGCAAUGGUGUUUUGUUAAAGUGUGGUAUGUCCAAUAAACAAUCACUGUUGCUUGUUAUAGUGUGUCAGGACUGGUCUUUGGUUGUGUCCUAAACGCUGUCAGUCUCCAGUGAACAGAGAUGAAAAAGAGCUGUGGGGGGAUGUUGGUUUCUAACAUAAACCCUACCAUUAGAUUUACCCUUUAAAAGUCAUAUAGUCUCUGUACAAUUAGAAAGCAGAUUCAAUCUGAGGCCAUUUACACUGAACAAAAAUAUAAACGCAACAUGUAAAGUGUUGGUCCCAUGUUCCAUGAGCUGAAAUAAAAGAUUCCAGAAAUUUCCCAUACGCACAAAAAGCAUAUUUCUCUCAAAUUUUGUGCACAAAUUUGUUUACAUCCCUGUCAGUGAGCAUUGCUCCUUUGCCAAGAUAGAAUUUGGCACUACGUCCAACCAGCCUCACAACCGCAGACCAUGUGUAACCACGCCAGCCCAGGACCUCCACAUCCGGCUUCUUCACCUGUGGGAUCAUCUAAGACCAGCCACCUGGACAGCUGAUAAAACUGUGGGUUUGCACAACCGAAGAAUUUCUGUCAGAAACCGUCUCAGGGAAGCUCAUCUGCGUGCUUGUCAUCCUCACCAGGGUCUUGACCUGACUGCAGUUCGGCUUCGUAACCGACUUCAGUGGGCAAAUGCUCACCUUCAGUGGCCACUGGCACACUGAACAAGUGUGCUCUUCAUGGAUGAAUCCCGGUUUCAACUGUACUGGGCAGAUGGUGUCGGACACAUUUGACAUUUUAGUCAUUUAGCAGACGCUCUUAUCCAGAGUGACUUACAGUUAGUGAGUGCAUACAUUUUCAUACUGGCCCCCCGUAGGAAACAAACCCACAACCCUGGCGUUGCAAGCACCAUGCUCUACCAACUGAGCUACAGGGGACUACACAAACACAAUUAAAUUUUAUCAAUGGCAAUUUGAAUGCACAGAGAUACCGUGACGAGAUUCUGAGGCCCAUUGUCAUGCUAUUCAUCCGCCGCCAUCACCUCAUGUUUCAGCAUGAUAAUGCUUGGCUCCAUGUCGCAAGGAUCUGUACACAAUUCCUGGAAGUAUAAAAUGUCCAAGAUCUUCCAUGGUCUGCAUACUCCCCAGACAUUUCACCCAUUGAGCAUGUUUGGGAUGCUCUGGAUUGACUUGUACGACAGCAUGUUCCAGUUCCCGCCAAUAUCCAUCAACUUCGCACAGCCAUUGAAGAGGAGUGGGAUAACAUUCCACAGGCCACAAUCAAUAGCCUGAUCAACUUUAUGCGAAGGAGAUGUCGCGCUGCAGGAGGCAAAUGGUGGUCACACCAGAUACUGACUGGUUUUCUGAUCCACGACCCUACCUUUUCUUAAGGUAUCUGUGACCUAAUUUAUUUAUUUAAAUUGACUGAUUUCCUUAUAUAAACUGUAACACAGUAAAAUAUUAGAAAUUGUUGCAUGUUGCCUUUAUAUUUUUGUUCAGUGUAGUUUCUAUGGCCCUAAUUACUAUUAUUAUCCCAAUCUGCUCAUCCUAACUGGCUCUGGGGAGGGGGGGCUGGGUGUGCCCUGCUCCACACAUCUACCACACAACAGUGUGGGCAUCAAGAGUGUAAUGGUCUGUUGUUGUUGGACGUGUGUUCAGUGAUUUAUCAGAGUUUGGAUAUCAGAGGCUUUCAAUAUCUAUAUUUUUCUGUAUUCUUUGCAGUGAAUAAAUGCAGAAGGCUUUCUUCAUUAUUCAGGGGUAUAUAUCCAUAUUGUUGUGGUGGCAGGCCCUUUGUACUGUACGCAAGGACAAAGCUGACAGGUUCCAGUCCAAAGAUCCAUUCAUUAGAUAGAUGGGCCAUUAAAAUUGGCUACCUGUGGCCCUGUGGUCAGCACAUAUUAAUUGCCUCUCCUGUACUUCUGGCCCCCUAAUCUCUCCAUCUCUCUCUCUCUUUCCGUCCUCUGGCGCUCGAUACUCCUGAAAUCACAGCCAUUGAAGAACACUGGUCCCGAUUAUGUUCUCCCCCCGUGUAACUCUGAAAGACUAAUACAUUUCACCAAGAUGGCAUUCAUUGUUGGCCAGCAUAAUGUAAAGAAUGUAGCAGUCAUUUUGAGAUUAGCAUUAAGCCUCUGUCUGGCAAACACACGGUUAAUGACUGUAAUGUGUGUGUGUGUGUGUGUGUGUGUGUGUGUGUGUGUGUUCCUGUGGUAGGGGGUUCACAAUGUAGAUAUACAUUUUCUUCCUUACUCAUAUAGCCUACGGGGUUCCAAUAAAUGUUAAUUUGCCACUUGUGGGCCAAUCUCUGUACCAUGUCACUAGUAUUAGUGGUAGUGGUGGCCUGACCAGCCCUGGUCUCUCUCCCGUCAGGUUCAUCACUACUACAGCUCCCUGCCUGAGGACAAGGUGCCCUAUGUGAACAGCCCAGGAGAGAAGCACCGCAUCAAACAGCUCCUCCAUCAGCUGCCCCCCCACGACAAUGAGGUAAGACCCUUAGCCCUCCUCCCGUCUGCCCCCCGGGCACACAGAUGUUGGGAAGGGGGCAUUUGUCACCGGGACAUCUUAACUCUCUAGUGUCUCUAACUCUGGAUCAUUUGUGUUUGUCUCUGCAGCCCUUCAUUACAUGUUGAAUAAUCUCUGUGUGUUUUCCAGGUGCGUUACUGUAACACUUUGGACGAUGAGGAGAAGAGGGAGCUCAAACUCUUCAGUAACCAACGGAAACGGGAGAAUCUGGGCCGCGGCAAUGUGAGACCAUUUCCCGUGACGAUGACUGGAGCGAUCUGUGAGCAGGUACAGUAACUCCAGCGGGACUGGGACUGGUUCACACACAGGCGCUCACAUGAGAAGGUCAGAUGGAGGACAGACACAUAGUAGAGGCUAUACAGGUGUGGCCAUAGUUGGAUAGAUAUGAUAGAAAUACGCGUAUAGCCAUCUCUCACACGAAAAACACAUUACAAAAGUAAUCAAAGAAAAUACUGUAAAGGCGAAGGACUCACCUUUCUUUUGUGGUAGAACCCAGUGACAUUUCUGUCUUUUAUUGUGAUUCACCACGUGAAGAGCUCAGCUGACAUUUAAAAGAAGCUGAUAAAAUGGAGCCUCACAUUCAAGUCAUGACCCAGCCUCUCAACUGUGGUAGAUUUGCCUGCCUGCCUUUCUGUGUUUUCCCUCCUCAUCUCUCCCAAUAGCUUGGCCAGAACAGAUGUCACACUGACACACUAAUGGCUUAUAGGCUCCUUGAUGCUGUGUUUUUGAUCCUAACUCUUCACCUUAUGUUAUACUGUACCUUGGAACGUACAUUCCAGAUUAGAUCUCCUGAAGGUACAUCGCAGUCUAGAUAAACAAAUCUUGAUUUAGCUUUAGUCUACAGCUUUAAGACAUGGAGCCAAUAUUAUAUGAGAUGAAAAGCACAUUGUUUUCAUUCAGAAACACACUCAGCCCCCAGUCAUUCCCUUACAGACCUGAGGCAGUUCUGCAAUGCUCUGUUAUGUUUCUGCCCUGUUUGUAUCCACAUUUUACUCGCUGAGUUUCUUGCUAAGCAGACAACCACAGGAGUGAGUGUGUGAGGGAGUAGAUUGUUCUAAGAGUCUGUAUUGAUUUAAUCCCCUCCCCCGGCUGACCUCUAUGCGUAGCAGGUCUGUGUGCCAGUUAGCAGGUCUGUGUGCCAGUUAGAUAACCUGAUUUGUAAUUCUCUUCUCUCCCUUUCUGUCUCUGUCCCACCUCUCUAAAUUUCCCUCUCUGUCUCCUUCACUCACUCUCCCCCUCCUUUUCUCCCCUCCCUACCAUUCCCACUCCCUGUACCUUUCUCUUCUUCAAAUCUUCCUCUCCCCUCUUCAAAUCUUCCUCUCCCCUCUUCAAAUCUUCCUCUCUCCUCUUCAAAUAUUCCUCUCCCCUCUUCAAAUCUUCCUCUCCCCUCUUCAAAUAUUCCUCUCCCCUCUUCAAAUCUUCCUCUCUCCUCUUCAAAUCUUCCUCUCCCCUCUUCAAAUAUUCCUCUCCCCUCUUCAAAUCUUCCUCUCUCCUCUUCAAAUCUUCCUCUCUCCUCUUCAAAUCUUCCUCUCCCCUCUUCAAAUCUUCCUCUCCCCUCUUCAAAUCUUCCUCUCUCCUCUUCAAAUCUUCCUCUCCCCUCUUCAAAUCUUCCUCUCCCCUCUUCAAAUAUUCCUCUCCCCUCUUCAAAUCUUCCUCUCCCCUCUUCAAAUCUUCCUCUCUCCUCUUCAAAUCUUCCUCUCCCCUCGUCAAAUCUUCCUCUCCCCUCUUCAAAUCUUCCUCUCUCGUCUUCAAAUCUUCCUCUCUCUGUUCCCUUUUUCUUUCCUCUCCCAUCUCUCUCUCCUCCCCAUCUCUCUCCUCCCCAUCUCUCUCCUCCACCAUCGCUCUCUUUCUAUCUCCUAGUGUGGAGGGCAGAUAAACGGAGGUGACAUUGCAGUGUUUGCGUCGCGGGCAGGACACGGCGUGUGUUGGCACCCUGGCUGCUUCGUGUGCAGCAUGUGUGAUGAGCUGCUGGUGGACCUCAUCUACUUCUACCAGGAAGGGAAGAUCUACUGUGGUCGGCACCACGCAGAGAGACUCAAACCACGCUGCUCCGCCUGUGACGAGGUAGGAGCAGACCCUGCUAAACACACACAAAUCAAAUCAAAUUUGAUUGGUCACAUGCGCCGAAUACAACCAGUGUAGACUUUACAGUGAAAUGUUUACUUACGAGCCCAUUCCCAAAAGAGUUAAAAAGUAAGACAAAUAUUUGCUAAUUGUGUGUGUGUGUGAGCGUAUGUAGUGUGUUGGAGUGUCAGUGUAGUAUGUGUGGGUAGAGUCUAGUGAGUGUGCAUAGAGCCAGUGCAAGGGAGUCAGUGCAAAACAAUUAAGAUAAAUAAAUAAAUAAUAGAGGGGGUCAAUGUAAAUUGUCCGGGUAGACAUUUGAUUAACUGUUCAGCAGUUUUAUGGCUUUGGGGUUGAAGCUGUUCAGGUGCCUUUUGGUUACAGACUUGGCGCUCCGGUACUGCUUGCCGUGCAGAGAGAACAGUCUAUGACUUGGGUGGCUGAAGUCUUUGACCAUUUUUAGGGCAUUCCUCAGACACCGCCUGGUAUAGAGGUCCUGGAUGGCAGGGAGUUCGGCCCCAGUGAUGUACUGGGCCAUACGCACUACCCUCUGUAGCGCCUUGCAGUUGGAAUGCUGAGCAAAUGCUAUGCCAAACGGUGAUGCACCCAGUCAAGAUGCUCUCAAUGGUGCAGCUGUAAAACCUUUUGAGAAUCUGAGGGCCCAUGCCAAAUAUUUUCAGCCUCCUGAGAGCGAAGAGGCAUUGUCGUGCCCUCAUCACGACUAUGUUGAUGUUUUUGGACCAUGAUAGGUCCUUAGUGAUGUGGACACUGAGGAACUUGAAGCUCUCGACCCGCUCCACUACAGCCCGUCGAUGUGAAUGUGGGUGUGUUCUGCCCUCCAUUUCCUGUAGUCCACAAUAAGCGCCUUUGUCUUGCUCACGUUGAGGUAGAGGUUGUUAUCCUGGCACCACACUUCCAGGUCUCUGACCUACUCCCUAUAUGCUGUCUCAUCGUUGUCAGUGAUCAGGCCUACCACCGUCGUCGUCGGGAAACUUAAUGAUGGUGUUGGAGUCAUGCGCUGCCACACAGUCGUCGGUGAACAAAGCAUAUGUGCCCAUGUAUGCUGAUGAUUCAACCAUAUACGCAUCAGCAACCACAGCUAAUGAAGUCACUGAAACCCUUAACAAAGAGUUGCAGUCUGUUUUGUAAUGGGUGACCAGUAAUAAACUGGUCCUGAACAUCUCUAAAACUAAGAGCAUUGUAUUUGGUGCAAAUCAUUCCCUAAAUUGUAGACCUCAGCUGAAUCUGGUAAUGAAUGGCGUGGCUGUUGAACAAGUUGAGGAGACUAAAUUACUUGGUGUUACCUUAGAUUGUAAACUGUCAUGGUCAAAACCUAUAGAUUCAAUGGUUAUAAAGAUGGGGAUAGGUCAGUCUGUAAUAAAGAGGUGGUCUGCUUUUUUGACACCAAACUCCAAGAAGCAAGUCCUGCAGGCUCUAGUUUUAUUUUAUCUUGAUUAUUGUCCAGUCAUAUGGUCAAGUGCUGCAAAGAAAAUAUGCAGCUGGCCCAGAACAGAGCCACACGUCUUGCUCUUCAUUGUAAUCAGAGGUCUUAUAUUAAUACUAUGCAUGCCAGUCUCUCUUGGAUUGAGGAAAGAGUGACUGUAUCACUUCUUGGUUUUAUAAGAAACAUUAAUGUGUUGGAAAUUCCAAAUUGUUUGCAUAGUCAACUUACUCACAGCACUGACACACAGACUUACCCCACCAGACAUGCCACCAGGGGCCUUUUCACAGUUCCCAUGUCCAGAACAAAUUCAAGGAAACAUACAGUAUUAUACAGAGCCAUCUUAUAUAGCACAAGUGAACAGCAAACCUGGUUUCAAAAAACAAAUAAAGCAACACCUCACGGCACAACACCUCUCCUCCAUGUGACCUACUUGUUGUGUGUAUGUACUGACAUGUAUGUGUAACUGAUAGAUGCACACACACACACACUACAUGUUCAUGUUUUAAAAUGUACAGUAGCAGUCAAAAGUUUGGACACACCUACUCAUUCAAGGGUUUUUCUUUAUUUGUACUAUUUUCUACAUUGUAGAAUUCAAAACUAUGAAAUAACACAUAUGGAAUCAUGUAGUAACCAAAAAAAGUGUUAAACAAAUAUUUUAAAUUUGAGAUUCUUCAAAUAGCCUCCCUUUGCCUUGAUGACAUCAUUGCACACUCUUGGCAUUCUCUCAACCAGCUUCACCUGGAAUGCUUUUCCAACAGUCUUGAAGGAGGUCUCACAUAUGCUUAGCACUUGUUGGCUACUUUGGGUCUUCCAUUCCUGUGGUGGUCCUCAUGAGAGCCAGUUUCAUCAUAGCGCUUGAUGGUUUUUGCGACUGCACUUGAAGAAACUUUAAAAGUUCUUGAAAUGGUCCGUAUUGACUGACCUUCAUGUCUUAAAAUAAUGAUGGACUGUCAUCUCUCUUUGCUUAUUUGAGCUGUUCUUGCCAUAAUAUGGACUUGGUAUUUUACCAAAUAGGGCUAUCUUCUGUAUACCCCCCCUACCUUGUCACAACACAACUGAUUGGCUCAAACGCAUUAAGAAGGAAAGACAUUCCACUUUUAAGAAGGCACACCUGUUAAUUGAAAUGCAUUCCAGGUGACUACCUCAUGAAGCUGGUUGAGAGAAUGCCAAGAGUGUGCAAAGCUGUCAUCAAGGCAAAGGGUGGCUAUUUGAAGAAUCUCAAAUAUAAAAUAUAUUUUGAUUCAUUUAACACUUUUUUGGUUACUACAUGAUUCCAUAUGUGUUAUUUAGUAGUUUCGAUGUCUUAGGCUUUCCCAUACUCAUCCACACAUAUAACAGAAGUACAACAAAUAGUAUAUUGACUACUAUAAGUGCUAGUGACACUAACUGCCAUGCAAAACACAAUAGAUGAUUUAGACAUGGGUAAACAGAGGAGGCCUAUAUGGUGUCUUGAAAUACACUGCUAUAACAUGGGAAUAAUUCAACAUUGAUUUUCAUUAGAUCUCCAUACACAUGAUCCCAAAGAGUGGACAGUGUGGAUGGUGUAAUACAGUAGGACAGUGUCUGUCAGUAUGGGGGAGGAAUAGGGAGAGGAAGAGGGCUACAGGCAGCGAGGCCUUGAAGUCUUUGCCCUGUCAUUCUCUGUAAUUGGGUGAGCAGGGCCUUGCCUCAGAGAAAAAGCAGCAUGAUAAAUGAUACGUUCCUCAUCCCUCUCUCCUCUCUUUCCUCUCUCCGUCUGUAGAUCAUCUUUGCGGACGAGUGCACAGAGGCAGAGGGUAGGCACUGGCACAUGAAGCACUUCUGCUGUUUCGAGUGUGAGACGGUGCUGGGCGGCCAGCGCUACAUCAUGAAGGAGGGCCGUCCCUACUGCUGCAGCUGUUUCGAGUCCCUCUACGCAGAGUACUGUGACUCCUGUGGGGAACACAUCGGUAUGCCACGCACCCACCCCAUCCAUCAGAGCCAACGCACAAACCCUACUGUAGAGCGCUAGAGCACUGGCACACGUAAAGCAAGACAAAUGGGACGCUAUUUCAGCUGCAAGAUUUCAGUAAUGUUAAGAGAGAACAGAGGAAUGACCUGGAUUUAGCCUGGAAAACAUUUCAGGGAGAAAUAUGCAUGGCUGCAGAGAUGACCUGCUUUCAGUAGAAUUGAACUGUGUCUAUGAUUUAACUCAACACUGGCAUGCAGAUACCCCAAGGCACGGAUACAGGUAGUGUCUUUUAAAACAGACUAGAUGAACUUAACACUGUUUUCACAAAGGGGAAAAAGAUCAGUGGGUGAACAAUUUAAAAUGUAUAUAGUAGAUAAACAGUUUCAUACAUUUUCAGAAGGUAAUUUUCUGUAUGUUAACCAAACCCGUUCUGAGCAGGACUACUUUUCACAGGGUAAACCUAGCGACUUAUCACCAGUUGGCCCAGUGCCAUCUCUGUGCUAUUCUCUCAGUCCAGAGAGCCGCUGGCUUAUCCCUCAACAGGAUCCCCAGCUGUGAUCUGGCACGGCCCUCAGCAAACAGACAUGCAGCUCUGUCAUUAUUUGUUAUACAGGAUACAGAAAGUAUUUGAGUAAUACUGAUUAUAAAUGGAAACCAUCAGAAACCAUUUGAAACCAGAUGGCAGCCAUUAACCGAGGACUGUUCUCCCAACUGCAAACAUACUUAAAAUGCAAUGCAUAGUACAUAAUGAGUUUACCCCUAAACUCAGCUAAGUGUUGUAGCCCCAGGGCCUUUCUUCACUCAAGUUUACUUAUAAUUUCCUACUCAUUUCCUAUUAAAAUGGAGUUGGAAAAUGUUCCAGUUUAUGGACGAUAUCUAUAUCUUUUGAUAAGGGAGUUCUCCCUCUAGAAUAUUUAGCUGAUGUUUUGUAUUUGAUUAGCCUUAAUUUGCCUUGCUGCUUAUAGCACUUUAUCUUUCACAUUCCCCACCUACAAUAUCUCCACAAUGAUUAGUCUUGAUGGUUCUCUGUUGCAGGCAUUGACUCAUUACAGAGCAAAAGAGUAAAGAUUAUUGGGUCCUUCUCAUAAAAAUGUUGGCUUAUAAGUGUUUUCCCCUCUGUCCCUCAGGCAUUGACCAGGGCCAGAUGACAUAUGAUGGUCAGCACUGGCACGCCACAGAGGGCUGUUUCUGCUGUGCCCGCUGUAAGAGCUCCCUCCUAGGUCGCCCCUUCCUGCCCAAACAGGGACAGAUCUUCUGCUCGCGCUCCUGCAGCCUGGGGGAGGAGCCUAACGGGUCAGACUCCUCAGACUCUGCCUUCCAGAGCGCACGCUCCACUCGAGAGUCCCGCCGCAGCUCCAAGGCUGGAAAGAACGGGGGGCAGGCGGGGAGGUUUUCGGGUGAGGUGGACCCUCUCUCCUUACAGAUGGACUUGCUGAGUCUGUCCAGCCAGACGCCCAGUUUGACCCGCGAGCCGCCGGCAUGGCAGAGCCAGGGACAGGGGGGUGACACGUACCCCUACGAGGGCCGAUCAGACCACACAGCAACACCCACCCCACUCCAUCUGCCCAGCCAAUUCAACGUCAGGACUGCAUAUAAUUCCACCUCCCCCGGGCAGGGCAACCAACCAAACCACAGGUCCAAGGAGACAGGUGUCACCAAGAGGCUGCCCAUCUCAGCCCUGAAGGGCCGCUCUAUGAAUGAGAACUGGUUCCAUCAAGGUUCAGGGGACUACUACCCCCCCAAACUGAAACCCCAGCAAAGCUUUGACGUACCCCACAGCUCGUCACACCACAACGGCUUUUCUGAUAAGCGCUCAGUCAGUCUGCAUGUGUUCCAGAGGGAGAACCAGAGGGACAGGGAGAGGGAGAACCAGAGGGACAGGGAGAGGGAGAACCAGAGGGACAGGGAGAGGGAGAACCAGAGGGACAGGGAGAGGGAGGUGGGGCUUCCCCAGCUGGGACGCAGCAGGAACCCCAUCAGCGCACUUAGCUUCACGGAGCAGCUCACUCCCGUAGAGCAGACACCCAGGGGUUCUAUGGAGUCACUGGCCCUGUCCAACGCUACAGGUAACUCUUCCAAAUUCACCAUGGCGGGAAGAUUAAUUAAUGUGAUUGUAUUUGAAGCAAUAUACUGUAUUUAAUUGCUUAGGACAUUUAUUUCUCACAGAAUACUGCAACCUAUCCAGAGGCAAUUACAUACUGUAUGCAUUUCUCAUAAGAGUGUAAUGUCUAUUAUGUCAAUGGAUAUGAGAUUUAUUGACGUAAUAAUGAUAAUAAUGAGGAUAACUGAUGAAGUUGACCACUGACUAACCCCCCCUGUUGUUUCUCUGAAGGAAUGUCAGCAGACGGAGGAGGGAAGCGCCAGGAGCACCUGUCUCGUUUCUCCAUGCCAGACCUGAGCAAAGACUCUGGCAUGAAUGUGUCAGAAAAGAGCAACAUGGGCACCCUCAACUCCUCUGUCCAGUUCCACAGCUCUGACUCUCUGCGCAGCCUCACCUCAGGCCAGCCCUACAUGGAGCUGGAGCCCCCGGUGCAGGUGCAGUACCCUCUGCAGUACUGUGAGCCCCAAGGCCUGGGGAUGGGCAUGAGCCGCCUGCCAGCCAGCUUCACCUACCAGGAGGAGGACAGGGUCAGCCUGGUGAACAGUGCCAAUGCUGCCCGCCUCCCGCCCAUCAGCGAGCGCACGCGGAGACGAGGAGAGGGCCCGGGCAUGGCUGCCCCUGAAGACACCCCUCAGCGCCGGAGACACCAUCACCACCGCUCCCGUCGCUCCAGACGCUCCCGCUCGGAGAACGCCCUGCACCUGGCCGCUGAGCACAGGGAGAGACCCCAGGAGAGGCCCCAGCUGAGAGUCAGGGAGGACUAUGACCAGUUCCCCCCUCCGCGGGGCACCAGGGACCCGUUUGGGGGUGUAGGGGGGAGGUGCAGGGGGCCAGAGCCAUUCAGGCAGUGCCCUCGCACCACCUCUGACCUCACCCUGCAGAAGCCCAGUGCCCACCGCCGUCUCGCCGGGCCCUACUCCUGGGAUGACUAUGAGGAUGAGGACGAGUGGUGCUCCACCUGCUCUUCAUCGUCUGAGUCAGAGGACGAGGGUUACUUCCUGGGAGAGCCCAUUCCUAGGCCUGUGCAGCUGAGGUACCUGAGCAGCCAGGAGCUCCUCCACAAGUACAGCUCCACAGGGGUGGGUGGACCGCACCAAAUGAGCGGCAGAGGGGGACAGCUGCACACCCGUAAACGCCGGAAAAGCAAGAACUGCAUAAUCUCUUAA
Messenger RNA from Coregonus sp. 'balchen', 33374 nucleotides. The record is from the annotation of a GenBank genome assembly. NCBI's taxonomy places the organism in Eukaryota, Metazoa, Chordata, Actinopteri, Salmoniformes, Salmonidae.